Acanthamoeba castellanii str. Neff is the source of this 627-nucleotide messenger RNA. RefSeq names its product Rasrelated C3 botulinum toxin substrate 2, putative. The record is from RefSeq and is a predicted model, not a curated record. The transcript has a single exon. Gene Ontology annotation, biological process: small GTPase-mediated signal transduction; regulation of actin cytoskeleton organization; establishment or maintenance of cell polarity. The coding region runs from base 1 to 627 and encodes 208 amino acids. Gene Ontology annotation, cellular component: cytoplasmic vesicle; plasma membrane; cytoskeleton. NCBI's taxonomy places the organism in Eukaryota, Discosea, Longamoebia, Acanthamoebidae. Gene Ontology annotation, molecular function: GTPase activity; protein kinase binding; GTP binding.
AUGGCCAGCCUGAUGCAAGCGAUCAAGUGCGUGGUGGUCGGCGACGGUGCCGUCGGCAAGACCUGCCUGCUGAUCUCCUACACGACCAACGCCUUCCCCGGCGAGUACAUUCCUACGGUCUUCGACAACUACUCUGCCAACGUGAUGGUCGAUAACAAGGCCAUCAACUUGGGCCUCUGGGACACGGCCGGCCAGGAGGACUACGACCGUCUCCGCCCGCUGUCCUACCCGCAGACCGACGUCUUCCUCAUCUGCUUCUCGGUCACCUCGCCGCCGUCCUACGAGAACGCGCGCAACAAGUGGAACGCCGAGAUCAUGCACCACUGCCCGACCGCGCCCAAGCUGCUGAUCGGCACCAAGUGCGACCUGCGCAGCGACGCCGAUACGAUCGCGCGGCUGGCCGACAAGCACAUGCAGCCCAUCCAGCCGGAGCAGGGCGAGAGGCUGGCCAAGGAGAUCGGCGCCUGCAAGUACGUCGAGUGCUCGGCCCGCACGCAGCAGGGCCUGAAGAACGUCUUCGACGAGGCCAUCCGGGUCGUGCUCAACCCGCCCUCGUCAAGAAGAAGGAGAACAAGAAGGGGAAGUGCUCUCACUUCUAACCCAUCCCAAGCUCCCUGCACCCUGUAA